This is a messenger RNA of Petromyzon marinus (sea lamprey), 1330 nucleotides long. RefSeq names its product thioredoxin domain-containing protein 12-like. The record is from RefSeq and is a predicted model, not a curated record. Gene Ontology annotation, cellular component: endoplasmic reticulum. NCBI's taxonomy places the organism in Eukaryota, Metazoa, Chordata, Hyperoartia, Petromyzontiformes, Petromyzontidae.
GUGAGAGGGCGAGAGAGAGAGAAGCGACCAACAGCUGGCGUCGUGACAUCCACUUGAAGGCCCCCUCCUGACCCCGGACACGCUGGGUUUGAUCGGAGCGAAGAGAGUUCCAACACCACAGUACGACCGAGCAGAUCUCUCGUAGAAUGUCGUCGCUCGGCGUGCUGACGAUGGCGACUGUAAUGAUGACGGUGGCGGCGGUGACGGUGGUGGUGUUGUUUCCCUGCGGAUUACGAGCUGCCCCGCUGGAGGAGUCUUGUCCCGGCGGCUUGGAUCACGGUUUCGGGAGCCACUACAACUGGAGCCACUCUCUGGGCGACGCCUUGGAGGAGGCGGAAGAAUUUGGUAAACCCAUCCUCAUGCUCAUUCACAAGCACUGGUGCCCCAUGUGCAAAGUCCUCAGACCCCGCUUCGCUCACUCCAGGGAGAUCUUGAGGCUGAGCCACCACAUGGUUUUCGUCAACCUCUUCGAUGAACCCCUGGACGAUACAUUUGCUCCGGAUGGAAGAUACGUUCCCCGCAUCCUCUUUCUCGACUACAUGGGCAUCGUGCACCCCGAGAUUUACAACGUCCACGGCACUGCCAAGUACAAGUAUUACUACCUCUUCCCAGACGAGGAGAUCGCGCCCAACAUGAAGCGUGCCAUCCGUGACCUGUCGCGCCACGCCAGUCCGGAUCUGUGAAAUCGCCGGAGCGGUUGCGGCCCGCUACCCACCCCGCCGACGCCUUGGCAAUUGGGGAGCCCUGCCCAGUACGUAGUGCCACACGUAGAAGUAACAGGUAAAUAGGAAUUGAGUAAAUCGCGUCCUUGAAAUAAUGGGCCAAUCUGUGGGUGGGUUGGCGAUUGUUUUCCCACAGCCUCGCAUAUCCACUUUCUCAACAAAUCCCCGUUUUUGUCCAGGAGAAAUGAAUGACAGUUUGUAAGGAUAGGACAAUUUACAGCUUGUAAUUUUGCGUUUUAGUGCUCAACAGUUGGCGUUCACAUUAAAACACCAACAACACGUAAUAUCCAGGUAUUAAGUAAUUAAACAGACAUUAAAGCUAUGUUUGGAGCUGUGGUUCAGAGGUGUACCUCUGGCACGCGGCGUUCCUGUGCAGCUUCGAGGCAAGGAUAAGAACCAAGUCGGCGUCGGUUUGCACGACAUUCAACCUCUGGGAAUUUGCAAGCAUGAGCUUCGAUUUGAUUCCCAACAUUUGUCAAAUUUUGUAUGGGCUUCCAAAGAACCCUGUUAUGAUGGGGAACACGGGUAUAAUCCAACUCCCGUUAUUUCGAGGACGUAAAUUGUGCGUUUAAAAAAAAGUCAAACUCGCUUUUGAAGGAAAAAUCAGU